Messenger RNA from Arabidopsis thaliana (thale cress), 2147 nucleotides. RefSeq names its product initiator tRNA phosphoribosyl transferase family protein. Gene Ontology annotation, biological process: charged-tRNA amino acid modification. The record is from RefSeq and is marked reviewed. NCBI's taxonomy places the organism in Eukaryota, Viridiplantae, Streptophyta, Magnoliopsida, Brassicales, Brassicaceae. Bases 733 to 1932 code for a protein of 399 amino acids. The transcript has 6 exons. Gene Ontology annotation, molecular function: tRNA adenosine(64)-2'-O-ribosylphosphate transferase activity.
AUAGUGGAGCCCUAUCCUUCUCUCUCUCUCUCGUAGCCCUCCUCUGUUCCAUCUUCUUGCUCCGCCGAUCUCCCUCUGCUCUUUCUUCUUCUUCUUCUUCUUCAAUUCUGUUUUUAUUUAUUUCUUUAUAAACCUUCUCUCUUAAAACCCAAAUUCAAAAAAAUCAAACGAAGAAAAAUCUCCGAGUUAGAAUCGUCCAUAAUCUUGAGACUAAGUGAGAAAUAGUAUCCAAGGUGAUCAAACAAUGGGUGCAAAAUCAGAAGAGCCGAUGAUGACAACAAGAGAUAGUAUAUACAGAGCUGCAAGGAAUAUAAAACGACGAGACAACAGUCUCUACAACGCUCUUCGAUCUAUCUACCAAGACUCCAUCUUCGUCCACGAGAUCUCUCUGCUUUGGCCUAAACUUCCUCUCGUUGCAAACCUUCGUUGUGGUCUCUGGUACUCUGAAAAGUUCGACGCCACUUGCUACUUCAAAUCCACCGAUGGUCAUACCAAUAAUUUGUCCUUUAACACUUCUCGUCUCAAUCUCCAUCUUCCUCUUCUCGCUGGUAUCAUCAAUUCAUCCUUCUUCCCACCAUUAUUAGAUUAAUGAAGUAUAUAUCUUUAGUUUCUAAAGCAUAUAUCUUUAUGCAUUGUUCAUCGUUGUGUUGUGUGUGAUUGCCAUGGAUAGGAGAAAAAGGAGGAUGCAUCAUUAUUGAUUCUACUCGUAAAGGAAAGCGUUUUCCGGAUAGCAUGUCGAAAACGAUACCUAUGUGGUCUUGUGUAGUGAACCGUUCAAUAUUUAAUCAUUGGAACAGAUUAUGUAACAUUGAUGCAGGUUUGACUAGUGAUGAUGAUGGUGAUAACAUCAGGAAAUUGUUAGAUAAAUGGGAUUGUUCGUUACAUCUACCACUAUGGGUUUCAAAUACUGAGAGGGCUUCUAUUGAAGCUAGAUUGGAUGAGUGGACAAGAGAGUUAGAUGAGAGUGGAGCUGAUAUAGCUUCUCUAGCUUCAUGUUUGAGAAAACCUUUGCGUCCUCUUUGGGUUUCACAGAAAACUGUUAUAUGGUUGAAUGAAGUACCUGAGCAUGAUUCAUGGGAUUUCACACCUCUUAUCCUUGUCUCAGCUUCUGCUUCUGGUGAACUUCAAAACAGAACUAGUUCAGAGUUUAGUUGGAAUUAUAUUCCAGGGGCUGGUGAUGAUGAAGAGAGUUGGGCUAGAGGUUUAUCCCCAAAUGUUUUUUGGACACAUGUUGAUGAUUUGAUUCACUCAGGGCCUGACUUGUGUAACCAGAAAGUUGCAGAGAUUGUUGAAAACGAUAGAGUGUAUCGAGCGCAUAGAGGUCAAGAAGCUCCUCAGGUUGUUGUCAAAUGCUCAAAAUCUAAUGGUGGAGUCAAUCACGCUAAGAGUGAUGAAAUCUUAUGUCUUAGUGCACAAAUACCGAAAGUUGAUGAAGAAAGAUUAGUAUUUUGGUUGUCAUCAACGAAUCUUGCUGUUGGUGCAUCACAAGUAGCUUGUAAGGAGACAUCAAUUGACUGCAUAUUAAAUUGUGAUCAAAAUCCUAUCUCAGUCCCUGUAUCAUAUCUUGAAGAGCAUUUGCAUCUACCCAUGAAGGGUUCAAAAUUUGAUAGAUUUUCUAUAUCAAGAAAUCUUCCUCCCGCGGUUAAUUUUGCUAAGCUCAAGAUGAGUUCAGGGAAGAAAGUCUUGGUUUGUUGUCAAGAUGGGGAAGAUAUCAGUAUAUGUGUUUGCUUGGCCAUCUUGAUGUCAUUAUUCAAUGAAGAAGGGGCCUUUGAUGGUGGAAAAUCCUUUGAAGAGAAGAGUAUAACAAAAAUGGAUAUGCGACGGAUGCUAAUAUUUAUAUGCAAAUACGCGGUGAAUGCUCGACCAUCUAGAGGCAAUCUAAAGCAAGUUUUUGGUUUUCUCUCGUCUCACCGCGAAAAUUCAGACGAGUGAAGUAGAAAAAUCCUCCAUGUAGCGCUCAAGCUUUUUAGUUGGUUAACCUUUUUGGUGUGUGUGUGUGGCUAGGAAAGAAAAAAAAAUUCACUGAUUUGCAAAAUUUUGCUGAAAUCUGUACAAACUUCAUUAUACUUGUUUUUCCUACAACAUCAUAUGUAUCAUUAAUCCAUAAUAGGCAUAAAUCAUUAAAUAUUCAUGGUUAGAUUUGUUUA